Molecule: messenger RNA, 4035 nt
Organism: Pelobates fuscus (common spadefoot toad)
Lineage: Eukaryota; Metazoa; Chordata; Amphibia; Anura; Pelobatidae
Gene: FERMT2
Product: FERM domain containing kindlin 2
Exons: 17
Coding region: 281-2377 (698 amino acids)
Biological process (GO): cell-matrix adhesion; integrin-mediated signaling pathway
Cellular component (GO): extrinsic component of cytoplasmic side of plasma membrane; focal adhesion
Molecular function (GO): integrin binding
Source: RefSeq, a predicted model, not a curated record
GGCUGGGAGACUCCUCAGGCCCCCCUCCCCCUCCAUGUGGACACAGCAUCCUUGAGCUGAUACUUUGUUAUUAACCCUCUCCUGGCCGGGGCUGCAGUUGUAGGUCUCAGUCAGUAAAGUAUACAGGGAGGGGGCCACAGUGAGUGCUCAGAGCCUGGACAGGGGGGGCUUGGGGGAGUGUGAGACCCAUUGCUGAGAUUGUAGAGCUUGAGGCAGGCUGCCCUCACCUACCCCUGGGGUAACUUGCUGCAAGAAGAGGGGAGGGUAAAAGGAAGAAAAGAUGGCUCUGGAUGGGAUCCGAAUGCCAGAUGGCUGCUAUGCGGAUGGAACCUGGGAAUUAAAUGUCCAUAUCACCGACCUAAGCCGGGAUGUCACCUUGAGGGUCACCGGGGAGGUCCACAUUGGCGGUGUGAUGCUGAAAUUGGUGGAGAAACUUGAUGUGAAGAAAGACUGGUCAGACCAUGCUUUGUGGUGGGAGAAGAAGAAAACUUGGCUUCUAAAGACCCAUUGGACGUUGGACAAGUAUGGAAUCCAAGCGGACGCAAGGCUUCAAUUUACCCCGCAGCACAAAGUUCUCAGACUGCAGCUUCCUAACAUGAAAUAUGUAAAAGUCAAGGUGAACUUCUCAGACAGAGUCUUCAAAGCCGUCUCCGACAUCUGCAAGACCUUCAAUAUCAGACAUCCAGAGGAACUUUCACUUCUUCGAAAACCAAGAGAUCCCUCUAAGAAAAGAAAGAAAAAGAUUGAAGAACAAUGUGAAGAGAACAUUCUCGAACUUGAGGGGCCUUUACUGACCCCCGGUUCUGGCACUGAGGUUCUUUAUAUUGGGCCGGUGAAAGGAAGUAUAUAUUCCAGUCCUGGCUUGUACAGUAAAACCAUGACUCCCACAUACGACGCGCGUGACGGAAGUCCCCUUUCCCCAACGUCUGCUUGGUUUGGAGACAGUGCCUUGUCUGAAGGAAAUCCCGGCAUACUUGCCGUCAGCCAACCGAUCACCUCUCCUGACAUUUUGGCCAAACUCUACAAGCCUCAGUCCCUUCUUGACAAAGCAAAAAUAAACCAAGGAUGGCUGGAUUCCUCAAGAUCAUUAAUGGAACAGGAAGUUAAGGAAAAUGAAGCCUUACUACUUCGAUUUAAGUACUACAGCUUUUUUGACUUGAAUCCAAAGUACGACGCCAUCCGGAUCAACCAGUUAUACGAACAAGCCAAAUGGGCGAUCCUGCUGGAGGAGAUAGACUGCACAGAGGAGGAGAUGAUGAUGUUUGCAGCGCUGCAGUAUCAUAUAAACAAACUUUCUAUGAUGUCAACUGAAAAUCACUACAAUAACAGCGACAAAGAGGUAGAUGAGGUCGAUGCUGCACUCUCUGACCUGGAGAUCACUUUGGAAGGAGGGAAAACCUCCACUAUUCUGGGGGACAUUACCUCUAUUCCAGAACUUACCGACUACUUAAAGGUCUUCAAGCCAAAGAAGCUCACUCUGAAAGGAUACAAACCGUAUUGGUGUACCUUUAAAGACACCUCCAUCUCCUGUUAUAAGAGUAAGGAGGAAUCCAGUGGCACUCCUGUCCAUCAAAUGAACUUGAGAGGUUGUGAGGUGACGCCAGAUGUUAAUAUCUCUGGGCAGAAGUUUAACAUUCGCCUUCUUAUCCCCGUUGCCGAGGGCAUGCAUGAGAUCUGGCUGCGCUGCGAUAAUGAGAAGCAGUAUGCCAACUGGAUGGCAGCCUGCAGAUUGGCAUCAAAGGGCAAGACCAUGGCAGAUAGCUCAUACAGCUUGGAAGUCCAGAACAUCUUAUCUUUUCUAAAGAUGCAACAUUUAAACCCAGACCCACCACUAAUCCCUGACCAAAUGAACUCUGACAUUAACCCGGAAUGUGUGGUUUCUCCUCGCUAUUUAAAGAAGUACAAAAAUAAACAGCUGGGCUAUGUACGAGAAUUGAUCACAGCCCGGAUUCUAGAGGCGCAUCAGAAUGUCGCUCAGAUGAGUCUUAUAGAAGCAAAGAUGAGAUUUAUCCAGGCCUGGCAGUCUCUUCCUGAAUUCGGGAUCUCUCAUUUCCUUGCCAGAUUUCAAGGAGGUAAAAAGGAAGAAUUGAUCGGGAUCGCUUAUAACAGACUGAUCCGAAUGGACGCAAGCACCGGCGAUGCCAUUAAGACCUGGCGUUUCAGCAAUAUGAAACAAUGGAACGUCAACUGGGAAAUUAAAAUGGUGACUGUGGAGUUUGCCGAUGAAAUGAGGUUGUCCUUUAUCUGCACAGAAGUCGACUGCAAAACAGUCCACGAAUUUAUUGGCGGUUACAUUUUCCUGUCUACUCGGGCAAAGGACCAGAACGAAAGUCUAGAUGAAGAAAUGUUCUUCAAGCUUACAAGCGGUUGGGUGUGAGGGUUCCUGACCCAGCCGCCCACUGCUAUGAAUUCCUCAGAGCGGUUUCUCUCAAUUUCCCCCCACACCCCCUUAAAGCUGCUUUAAAUCAGACACAAUAAAGUGCUUGAAAUGUAUCCAGUCUAAUUUUACAGAUCUGUGCACAAUCAAGCACUUCAAUCACCGAGUGGAGAGCGAGACAAAGCUCAUACCAACGCGUCUCGCAUCCCCUUGGUACUCUGUCAACCAUCCACCGUCUGUAGCAAGUUCAGCAGUUGUCAUGGUGGAAAGCCAGGAUUUUUAUCUUUCAGUUUUCAUCAGUCCGCGUUUGUGACCGCAAAAAUGGUUAUACGAAGGAAAGCUUACGAAUUUGAAGCCAUUAUCUAUAUAAAUAUCCAGGGCUUAAGAUAUUAUAUAAUAUAUUAUUUAUCAGGUGCAUUGCAUGUAUUUUUAUAUUUCGGAUUUCUCAAGUUGACCUCGUGUUUUUCAAACUGCCUCCUGCCUUUCAGAAAGAUUUUAACUUGUCUUUGCGACAUGCCGGGUCAACGUGAAAUCGUCGGCUACUCUAUCAAAUUAAAAAUACCGCGGCCUUUAAGAAUCUGCCAUGUUGGCGCCUGUGACCGGUGUCUUGUCCUGCUUUAUUAUUUCUUUCAGUCUACUGCAGGCCUGCCCUACAAUGGCCUUCCGACUUUUGCUGGACUACAACUCUGAGGAUUCUGGGAAAUGUAGUCCCAGCAAUGUUUCUAGAGCCAUGGGUGGAUUACCAUAUAGUAUUAAAGAAAUGUAGUAUUUACCAGCAGAUAUGCAACAUUUCAUUCUGAUAUGAAGUAAAGGUCUAAUGAAGUAUACGUUUUUGUGUAACUUAUGUAAAAACACAAAUUUUAUAAAACUGUACAGUUUUUUUUUUUGUUUUGUUUUUUUGUUCUAAACGACUCACGCAUUUUCUUUAGCUAUAGUGCCUUCAUUUAAAAUUUAUAUUUUGCAUUUAAGAAUGUAUGCCUCAAUUUUUCUAGUAUUAAAAGCGAUUCACUACAAUAUUAAUAUUUGUGACCCUAAUGAAAUGUUGAGGGUCUCUUUGGGAACCUGGUAUUUGGGCUGCAGAGACACGCUGAAUUAUGCAAUGAUGGCUUCACGCCGCUGACCUCUUAAAGGCGCCAUUACCCAUGAUGCUUUUAUCCCGUGCUGGAUGUGGGCAUAAUUAAUGUGGCAUACCCUUUUAAAAUAUAUAUAUAUAUUUUUUCCCCUAAAUAAAUGUAGUUUAUCUUAUUUUUAUUUUUUUGUCCUUAAUGAACAAUUUGAGUUAACCUCUGAAUUUGACAUUCCCUGGUGCCAAGCUGGGCCAAUAUCCAGGUCCUCACAUCCACUACAAGCGGGGUAUAACCUGCAAAUCAACAUCAACACUAAAGGUCUAUAGUCCCAGACUGUUCUGUGUCCCACUAACCAGGCUGGCUGCCAAUCAAAAAGGACGCUGAACGGUUUGAUCAAACAUGGUCCCUGCCUCAUUCAGUAGUGAGGGUUUGCGAUGCAUUGCUUGUACUCGACCAUAUUUAAAGUAUUAUUGUGUUGCAUUGUCAGAGUGGAAUGCAUUCUCAGAACUUCUACAAAUAGUGUUUAAACCUGCUUUGUUAUGACAUAAAACUAUGUAAAAAUGCUUUUUAUUUUAAAUAAAAGAUAACCUU